UUUCUGCUGCACUCAGUGCAUCCAAAACCAGAAUAGCAUCAUGAUGAACAUUGCACUUCUUGUUCAACUCUUUGCAUUUUCCUUCCUUAGUUGUGUAUAUGCACAAGACACCACCACCCUUGUGCCUGCCAUCGUAACAUUUGGUGAUUCUGCUGUGGAUGUAGGAAAUAAUGACUAUCUUCCCACAAUUUAUAAGGCUAAUUACCCUCCCUAUGGGAGAGACUUUGCUAACCACCAACCAACUGGGAGGUUCUGCAAUGGCAAAUUAGCUACUGAUAUCACUGCUGAGACGUUGGGUUUUAAGACCUAUGCUCCUGCAUAUCUUAGCCCACAGGCGUCAGGGAAAAACCUCCUUAUUGGAGCAAACUUUGCUUCUGCUGCAUCUGGUUAUGAUGAAAAUGCUGCUAUUUUGAAUCAUGCAAUUCCAUUGUCCCAACAGUUAAGUUAUUUCAAGGAAUACCAAGGCAAGCUGGCCAAGGUAGCUGGCAGUCAAAAGGCAGCCUCAAUUAUCAAAGAUGCAUUGUACGUGCUCAGUGCUGGCAGCAGCGACUUUGUGCAAAACUAUUACGUCAAUCCUUGGAUCAACAAAGUAUACACACCUGACCAGUAUGGCUCCUUCUUAGUUGGUUCGUUCACCAGUUUUGUUAAGGACUUGUAUAAAUUGGGAGGCAGGAGACUUGGAGUGACUUCACUCCCACCAUUGGGUUGCCUACCUGCUGCAAGGACUUUAUUUGGUUUCCAUGAGAAUGGUUGUGUCUCAAGAAUCAACUCUGAUGCCCAAGCAUUUAACAAGAAGAUCAACUCAGCUGUAGCAAAUCUUCAAAAGCAACUUCCGGGUCUCAAGAUUGCUGUUUUUGACAUUUACAAGCCUCUCUAUGACCUUGUUCAAUCCCCUUCAAAAUUUGGUUUUGUGGAGGCAAACAGAGGUUGCUGUGGUACCGGGACUGUGGAGACAACAUCUUUGUUGUGUAAUCAAAAAUCACCUGGAACUUGUUCUAAUGCCACCCAGUAUGUGUUUUGGGAUAGUGUCCAUCCUUCACAAGCAGCUAACCAAGUUCUAGCUGAUUCAUUAAUUAUCCAAGGCAUAAGUCUUAUCACAUAAAGAGUCGUGAUUAUUUGUGUGGAGAUAGUAUUGUGUACUACUACACAGCGUGAAAGUGAUUCAAUGUUUGCUGUUUUUCCUUUGUAUGGACAAAGAAUUGCUCUAUGUAUUUCAGAUCAUGAGAAAUUUCAGAUAAACUUGUUGUAAAACAUUUCAUAAUAACAGAAAUAUUUACUUA
This is a messenger RNA of Vigna umbellata (rice bean), 1280 nucleotides long. RefSeq names its product GDSL esterase/lipase APG-like. Gene Ontology annotation, cellular component: apoplast. Lineage: Eukaryota; Viridiplantae; Streptophyta; Magnoliopsida; Fabales; Fabaceae. Gene Ontology annotation, molecular function: hydrolase activity, acting on ester bonds. The record is from RefSeq and is a predicted model, not a curated record.